AUGCCGACCACACGAAAUAACUCAAAUCAAGAUAAUUCUAUGGAAGAUUUAAUUAUUAGAACUUGCACAGAGCAAACAAAUAUGAUAAGCCAACAAUUAGAUAAAAAAUUCAAAACUUUUGAAGAAAAUAUUCAAGCCCUGUUUGGUCAACAAUCAGCAACCGCAGAAAACUCAACACAAGAAGCCAUCACUCAACCAUUACCUAUGGAGCAAAGUUCACCAUUAAAAAAAAUUCUUUCACCAGACACGAAUAUAAUUCACAAGGUAAACAGCAUCUUCACCCUUCCUAAGAUAAAACCUAACUCUAAAAAAACGAAGUCCAACUCUACACCUCCAACAGUUCUCUCGAGUAAUACCAAUCUACAUCGAGUGGAGCCAGCCAAAGACUUUAUCAUUAACCACUCUUCUUCUCUUAUACUUAAUUAUGACCAACUUCAGUUACUUUUAACUAAUAUAACUGGUCUUUCAGAUUCUAUCAACGUUGUCCAAGAAAACACUUCAGAUAUGAUAGCCGUGACACAUGUAUUAUCAAAAAUCUACCCGCAUAUAAAAGAUCCAUCCCUGAAGAGGAAAUUCACAACUUUAAAACGAAAAAUCUUUGCCUAUCUUGGCAAUGACGUCCCGGAAUCAAAUAGUGACACAUCACAUCUAAGUCAAGAAAGAUACUAA
Molecule: messenger RNA, 669 nt
Organism: Psylliodes chrysocephalus
Lineage: Eukaryota; Metazoa; Arthropoda; Insecta; Coleoptera; Chrysomelidae
Source: the annotation of a GenBank genome assembly